AUGCAUUUCACUUAUGUCCUUGCCAUCAUCGGCCUAGCAGGUGCUGCUAUCGCUGCUCCCGCCCCCGAGGCAGAGCCAGAAAUGAUGAAGCGUGCCGACGCGGCUCAGGGUGCUGGUCAAGCUGCGCAGACUGGCCAGAAUGGGCAGAACGGCCAAUGGUGGGGACCCGGAUGGGGACACCCAGGUCAUUAUGGUGGCGGCUGGGGAUGGGGACACCCAGGUUGGUAUGGUGGUGGCUGGCACCAGUAA
Molecule: messenger RNA, 249 nt
Organism: Penicillium angulare
Lineage: Eukaryota; Fungi; Ascomycota; Eurotiomycetes; Eurotiales; Aspergillaceae
Exons: 2
Coding region: 1-249 (82 amino acids)
Source: RefSeq, a predicted model, not a curated record